AUGUCUUCUAUCUCUAUCAGACUCCCAAAAAUCUAUUCCAGCGAUGGAGCCAAUUCCGCCCCACCAAACGACUUCAUAAUCGGGACAUGGCAUGUAACCCACUCCAGCCUCCCCCUGUGGAAAGGCAAGCGCAACGUCAACAUCACCUACAAGCUCCUGCCCGCAGAUUCUGCCGGGGUGCAAAAAAUCGACGACUUGGUACAAUACCAAGCCGUCAACUCUGAGAAAAUAAAAUCCGUCCAUGGGGUGGAUACUCCAACGCCAGGCAACCCCGGCGCCUGGGAUUGGCGCGGCAAAGGCUGGCUGAUGAUCGCGAGCUCGCACUGGGAGUGUCUCGGAUUCGGUCAUACCGAUGAUGAAAAUCAGUGGAUUGUCACAUACUUUGAUAAGACACUCUUUACCCCUGCUGGUGUUGAUAUAUACUCGAGGAAUAAAGAGGGGCUUCCGCAGACUAUCGUCGAUCAGAUACUUGAUGCUCUCAAGGGACUUGGGGUUGAUGAUAUUGCCAACCUCGCUAACAGCGUCUUUCGGGUUCCUCAGAACUAG
Penicillium expansum is the source of this 546-nucleotide messenger RNA. RefSeq names its product Calycin. The record is from RefSeq and is a predicted model, not a curated record. Bases 1 to 546 code for a protein of 181 amino acids. The transcript has a single exon. NCBI's taxonomy places the organism in Eukaryota, Fungi, Ascomycota, Eurotiomycetes, Eurotiales, Aspergillaceae.